Messenger RNA from Homarus americanus (American lobster), 2232 nucleotides. RefSeq names its product 2-oxo-4-hydroxy-4-carboxy-5-ureidoimidazoline decarboxylase-like. The record is from RefSeq and is a predicted model, not a curated record. Lineage: Eukaryota; Metazoa; Arthropoda; Malacostraca; Decapoda; Nephropidae. Gene Ontology annotation, biological process: allantoin metabolic process. The transcript has 3 exons. Gene Ontology annotation, molecular function: carboxy-lyase activity. The coding region runs from base 64 to 621 and encodes 185 amino acids.
GAAAACGAGGAACUGUUCUCCAAGGUCCUGGGCCUGGACCAGUGAUCUUACAGAAUUCCAAACAUGCAGAUGUCCGAGGUAAAUGCCAUGAAUUACGAAGAGUUCAUUGCAGUUUUUGGCAACACAGUUGAACAUUGUUCUCUGUGUGCCGCCGCCGUCUGGAGGUACCGGCCGUUUAGAGACGUCAGACACUUACACGACGAAAUCUGCAAGUUCCUGGACGAUCUACCCCUAGCAGGUCGUGAAGGGGUCCUGCGAAGCCACCCGGAUCUGGCUGGGAGGUUAGCCAAGGAGGGUAAGCUGACGCAGGAAUCUCAGAUGGAGCAACGCGCCGCUGGCAUGGGUGACCUGACGCCAAAGGAGAGCACCGACCUAGCCAUCCUGAACUUCAGCUACCGCGAGAAGUUUGGCUUCCCCUUCGUAAUCUGCGCCCGGAGGAACAAGAAGGAGGCCAUCAUGGAGGGUCUCAAAACGCGUCUCAACAACUCCCUGGAGGUGGAGGUAGAAAAGGGUUUAGAGGAAGUGAAGAAGAUCUGUUCCCUGCGUCUGCUGGACUUGGUGGAGCACGAAGGAGUAAAGAAUCGACUCUUAAUCCUUCAUGCUGACGGCAAUGACUGUUAACCCUUGAUGCUGACGGCGAUAACUCUUAAUCCCUCAUGCUGACGGCGAUAACUCUUAAUCCUUCAUGCUGACGGCAAUGACUGUUAACCCUUGAUGCUGACGGCGAUAACUCUUAAUCCCUCAUGCUGACGGCGAUAACUCUUAAUCCUUCAUGCUGACGGCAAUGACUGUUAACCCUUGAUGCUGACGGCGAUAACUCUUAAUCCCUCAUGCUGACGGCGAUAACUCUUAAUCCCUCAUGCUGACGGCGAUGACUGUUAACCCUUGAUGCUGACGGCGAUAACUCUUAAUCCCUCAUGCUGACGGCGAUAACUCUUAAUCCUUCAUGCUGACGGCAAUGACUGUUAACCCUUGAUGCUGACGGCGAUAACUCUUAAUCCCUCAUGCUGACGGCGAUGACUGUUAACCCUUGAUGCUGACGGCGAUAACUCUUAAUCCCUCAUGCUGACGGCAAUGACUGUUAACCCUUGAUGCUGACGGCGAUAACUCUUAAUCCUUCAUGCUGACGGCAAUGACUGUUAACCCUUGAUGCUGACGGCGAUAACUUAAUCCUUCAUGCUGACGGCAAUGACUGUUAACCCUGAUGCUGACGGCGAUAACUCUUAAUCCUUCAUGCUGACGGCAAUGACUGCUAACCCUUGAUGCUGACGGCGAUAACUCUUAAUCCUUCAUGCUGACGGCAAUGACUGUUAACCCUUGAUGCUGACGGCGAUAACUCUUAAUCCCUCAUGUUGACGGCAAUGACUGUUAACCCUUGAUGCUGACGGCGAUAACUCUUAAUCCCUCAUGCUGACGGCAAUGACUGUUAACCCUAAUGCUGACGGCGAUAACUUUAAUCCUUCAUGCUGACGGCAAUAACUGUUAACCCUUGAUGCUGACGGCGAUAACUCUUAAUCCCUCAUGCUGACGGCAAUGACUGUUAACCCUUGAUGCUGACGGCAAUAACUGUUAACCUUGAUGCUGACUGACUUGACUGGUGAUCCCUUCUACCGAGUGACUGACACGACUGGUGCUCCCUACUACUGAGUGACUGACACAACUGGUGCUCCCUACCGAGUGACUGACACGACUGGUGCUCCCUACUACUGGUGACUAACCCGACUUGUGCCCCUACUACCGAGUGACUGAUACGACUGGUGCUCCUACCACUGAGUGACUGACACGACUGGUGCUUCUUACUACCGAGUAACUGACACGACUGGUGCUCCCUACUACUGAGUGACUGACACGACUGGUGCUCCCUACUACCGAGUGACUGACACGACUGGUGCUCCCUACUACUGAGUGACUGACACGACUGGUGCUCCUUACUACCGAAUGACUGACACGACUGGUGCUCCCUACUACUAAGUGACUGACACGACUGGUGCUCCUUACUACCGAGUGACUGACACGACUGGUGCUUGCUACUACUGAGUGACUGACAUGACUGAUGCUCCCUACUACCGAGUGACUGACACGACUGGUGCUCCCUACUGCUGACAAGAAUCCGCAUUAUUGGAACUUACGAUAUAUUUCUUCAUCGAGGUUUUAUAUGUAGGUAGUAGGCAGCUACAGAACAGGGAGGUACUACCGCCUGGGAAGAGUAUUGGCAGCAUAAUGUGUUGUCUA